AUGCAGAAAUACGAAAAAGUAAAAGUGCCGGCGACCACAGAAAAUGCAGUGGCGAGUACCCCACACACGUACCACCUAUUUAUGGCUAAUUUGUCAACAUGGGUUGAUGGCCUCCGUCAAUCUGGCUACUCUGGAGGCCUUGAGCCAUUCACGAUGCCCCAGUACACUUCCCCUCCAGAGCGAAUUGACGUGGUUGACGAAACGCGUCAGGUCGCAGCUAAUGCUGUUCGAGGAGUUGCUCCCCCCAAAAAAUCGUUGGAAAAAAGCAAGUCAUGCGCGAACAAGUUAUUUUUGUCGUACCGAACUGGCCAUCCUCUGAAGCGCAAACGUGCGGUCUCGGCACCAAGUAGUGCGACCCAAGAAGCAAGGCCACCUUUUGAGAGUUCAGUCUCGUCGCGCGGCCGUUUGCAGAUAGCUAAGCAGUUUGACAACUUUGUCAUGUAA
Molecule: messenger RNA, 444 nt
Organism: Aphanomyces astaci
Lineage: Eukaryota; Oomycota; Saprolegniomycetes; Saprolegniales; Verrucalvaceae
Exons: 2
Coding region: 1-444 (147 amino acids)
Source: RefSeq, a predicted model, not a curated record